AUGCACCGCAAUAUGAUGAAAGCGACGGCCUGGGUGACAGUCAUUCGCCGCGGCCGAACUGACGAUUCCGGUCGCCACCAGAAUACUGAACUCCCAAAUGAGCACGCCAUCUCCCUACUUCAUCCGGCCCAUUCUUCUGCCUUGUCUCUCAACCCCUUCGAAGACCCAGUCUCUUCAAGUGAAGUGACUCGCCGGCCGUAUCCCUCUUCAUCUGCUGAGGUCAAUAGCCCCAGAAGAGAGUCGAUGGAAUCACUAGAUCUCCCUGAUCAGAUCAGAUUACAAAAGCUUUCUAACCAGGGCUCGGCUAUUUCCUCUUCCAAGGACUCAGCGCCGCGACACAAUGGAAGUACCAUUCGUCGAUAUCCAACACGGCGAAUUAAGUUGACCCAAGGAUCGGUCUUGAGUAUUAACUACCCGGUACCAAGUCCUAUACGCAAUGCUAUUCAACCUGAGUAUCGAGACGCAGAAGGGGAGCUUCCUGAAGAAUUCACGCAAAUGAGAUACACCGCUGCAACAUGUGAUCCUGAUGAAUUUACCCUACGCAAUGGCUACAAUCUCCGGCCUUCGAUGUAUAAUCGACACACCGAACUUCUCAUUGCCGUCACAUACUACAACGAGGAUAAAGUACUAACCGCCCGAACCCUCCAUGGGGUAAUGCAAAAUGUACGAGAUAUUGUGAAAUUGAAAAAGACAGAAUUUUGGGAUAGGGGAGGUCCCGCAUGGCAGAAGAUUGUCGUCUGUCUUGUCUUCGAUGGCAUGGAUCCCUGCGAUAAAAAUACACUUGACGUUCUGGCAACCAUUGGCGUUUUUCAAGACGGUGUGAUGAAGCAAGAUGUGGAUGGAAGAGAAACGAUCGCUCAUAUUUUUGAAUAUACCACACAGUUGUCGGUUACGCCGAAGCAAGAGCUUGUGCGCCCGUACAAAGACGACCCUAUGAACCUGCCCCCGGUACAGAUGAUGUUUUGUCUGAAGAAAAAGAAUACCAAAAAGAUCAACUCACAUCGGUGGUUAUUCAAUGCAUUUGGACGCAUUUUGAACCCUGAGAUCUGCAUUUUGAUCGACGCGGGCACGAAACCCGGGCCUAAGUCCUUGCUAGCCCUAUGGCAAGCCUUCUACAACGACAAGAACCUCGGCGGGUCAUGCGGUGAAAUUCAUGCGCUUCUUGGCCAUCGAUGGAAGAAGCUCCUAAACCCCUUGGUUGCGGCCCAAAAUUUCGAAUACAAAAUCUCGAAUAUUCUGGAUAAACCAUUAGAAAGCAGUUUCGGCUAUGUUAGUGUACUUCCUGGGGCGUUUUCUGCCUACCGGUAUCGCGCCAUUAUGGGCAGACCUCUGGAGCAGUAUUUUCAUGGAGAUCACACGCUAGCUCAAAAGCUUGGUAAGAAAGGAAUCGAUGGGAUGAAUAUCUUUAAGAAGAACAUGUUUCUUGCGGAAGAUCGCAUUCUUUGCUUCGAGUUAGUUGCUAAGGCUGGCAACCGGUGGCACCUCACAUACGUGAAAGCGUCGAAAGGAGAAACAGAUGUCCCGGAACGACCAGCGGAGUUCCUGAGUCAACGGCGCCGAUGGCUAAAUGGCUCUUUUGCGGCAUCGCUAUAUUCCAUCAUGCAUUUCAACCGGAUAUAUAAGAGUGGCCAUAGUGCCAUUCGGUUGCUGUUGCUUCAUGUCCAAUUGGCUUACAAUGUCUGCCAGUUAGUUAUGACAUGGCUAUCACUUGCAUCCUACUGGCUCACAAGUUCCGUCAUCUUGGACAUUGUGGGAACCCCAAGUGAGACCAACAAAUUCAAAGGGUGGCCUUUCGGAAAUGACGCUACCCCGAUUGUCAAUAAUAUGUUGAAAAUUGGUUAUCUCGCCUUCCUUAUGCUUCAAUUCAUUCUAGCUCUCGGAAAUCGACCAAAGGGAUCAAAAUUCCUGUACACGCUCUCCUUUCUCUACUUUUCUGUGGUCCAACUCUACCUCCUAAUUUUGUCAUUCUAUCUCGUUGCACAGGCUAUGACACCCGAGAAUCUCAGUUUCGAUUUAGAUCAUGGGUUUGGAGCACUCGUAUCAGGCUUCCUUGCCUCCACUGGUGGACUUGUUCUAAUCGCCUUGGUCUCAACAUACGGAAUCUACUUUAUUGCUAGCAUACUCUACGCCGACCCUUGGCAUAUGCUCACAUCCUCUUGGGCCUAUUUUCUCGGAAUGCCUUCUUCGAUCAAUGUUCUAAUGGUGUAUGCAUUUUGCAAUUGGCAUGAUGUUUCAUGGGGUACAAAGGGCUCAGAUGCACCGGAGAAGCUUCCAUCAGCGCAAACCAAAAAGGACGAUGAAGCACCUUUCGUUGAAGAGCUUGAUAAGCCUCAAGUGGACAUUGAUGAGCAAUUUGCAUCCACCGUGAAGCGGGCCUUGACCCCGUGGAAAGAACCAGUUGAGGACGAAGGGGUGGCCCUUGACGAUUCGUACAAGGCAUUCCGCACUAAUCUAGUGUUGCUAUGGACCUUCAGUAAUGGUCUUCUGGCGUUGCUAAUCAACAAUCUCAGUAUCGAUAGGCUUUGCCUAACAUCGACGUCUACACCUCGCACCGCGUGGAAUUAUGUCGACAGUCGAGAGACAGGCACCUCUAUUAGUGUGCGAUCUCUGUCAUUCUCGCAAGUCCUCCGCUCUAACCCAAGUCGUGAUUUCAAUGAUCUACGUGUGUUCAAAACCGGGGUUAUAUAUGAUCCCGUUUAUGAUGCGCAAAUGACGAUCCAGCAUCAAUUAUGCAAUCUACCGGGUCUCACUCUAGACAGACGCAGUGUGCUUGAAACAGCAUUAUCGGUCAUACGAAUAUUGUCUGACAAUUCGAGAUCACUGGGAGAAGACAGUCUCAAUGAUCGUAAAGAGGAAGUUUCCUCUCGGGGUCUGUCUAUUGAAUUCCUUACCUGGAUGUUGAAAGAUAUUCGGACGGACAGGUUUGGAGUAUUUGUUGUGGAUUACUUUAAACAUAUCUCCAUCCCAUCAUUGAAGAAGAUGGGCCUUUCACUCCUUCGCAACGACACAUCAAAUCGUGAAUCUAUCAUCUACACCGUUUGUGUUAAUGCUGUUGCUUACAAGUUUAUCACUACGGUUGUAAAUCUUGAAGAAGACGCCGACGUUGCCCUCGAGCUGAGGAAGAAUGCAACGGGAUAUCGAGCAGCAGCUCAGGCUGCAUUAAAGCAGAUCCCACUGCUAAUACCCCCAUCUCUCGCACUAUUACAGGCUAUCAUUUGUGGUAUAUUCCUUCACCAGGGAUCUGGAGACGUCGAUUUAAGUGGAGACCUCACCAAGGCCGCCUGUAACACCUGCAUUGACUUGCACCUUCAAACUAAGGUUCUAUGUGGGAAUGCAAGCGAAGAAGAGCUUUUCUGUUUCCUAUGGUGCUACACCUUGGACAGAAACCACGCCUUCAAAUCACGAACUUCACGCUGUCUUCUUAACGUCCAGCUACCACCUACUUUCACCGAUCUUUAUCCAACGUACCCUCCAAUGGCCGAACAUUUCUUGAUUUAUCUAGAUCUCGCCCGGGUACAGGAUACAGUGGUUUCAUAUCUUCCCGAUAGCUUAAUAGGUCACAACAAUCCCUCAUUACUAUAUGGUACUGGAGAAUACAUGCUGGUACAGAUGCAAUAUAUCGAGCAAAGAAUGACACACAUGUCUUCUCUGUCAACUGAAUGGAAAGGCCUGGACUCCCAAACCGAAAUGGCAGCUCUCAAAUUCGCCUAUCAAUCAGUCAUGACUGGAAUCCUCUAUCUUCUCCAAUCCGACCCGGGCCAAACAAUCCGCUCAACAGAGAGCUAUCUUCAAUCAGCACGCCGGGAACUGUCAGCACUCGUAUCAAUGUGUCACUCAGCGGAGAAGCAAACUGCAGUCAACUUUUUGAACUGGACGAUUCUCCUCUACCCAGCAACGGCCUAUCUAGUCCUAUUCUGCAACGUCGUUGCAACAUCCGACAUCGGCGAUUUCAACCUCAUGAAAGCCAUCGCUGAUUGUCUAACUCAAACUGGAAUCAGUUAUCCCCUCGUUCAACUACGAACACUAUACCAGAAAUUCCUGGGUCUUUCGCAGGAGUUUUUCAACAAUGAGCGCAAUACGCUUCAGGCCAGUUCGGCGAAUUCGCUGUCUAACCCUGUAGGAAACCAGUUUGCGAUUACGUGGACAGAUGAUUCGAUUUUCGAUCAGUUUGUUUUCACCGGGGAUGGGUUCUCUGGUAUGCUAGGUAUGCCAGAGAUUGAUCCAUCUCUACCAUACAAUUUUGAUUGA
Molecule: messenger RNA, 4248 nt
Organism: Penicillium griseofulvum
Lineage: Eukaryota; Fungi; Ascomycota; Eurotiomycetes; Eurotiales; Aspergillaceae
Product: Chitin synthase
Exons: 14
Coding region: 1-4248 (1415 amino acids)
Cellular component (GO): cell periphery; cell septum
Molecular function (GO): chitin synthase activity
Source: RefSeq, a predicted model, not a curated record